This is a messenger RNA of Dermacentor andersoni, 3081 nucleotides long. RefSeq names its product CCR4-NOT transcription complex subunit 10 (gene Not10). Gene Ontology annotation, molecular function: protein binding. NCBI's taxonomy places the organism in Eukaryota, Metazoa, Arthropoda, Arachnida, Ixodida, Ixodidae. Gene Ontology annotation, cellular component: CCR4-NOT complex. The record is from RefSeq and is a predicted model, not a curated record. Gene Ontology annotation, biological process: negative regulation of translation; mRNA catabolic process.
AAAUAAAGCUCUAUUAUAAGAGCGUACGCGCGCAAUCGUUCUCAGGGCCCGCAGCGAAGCGCGUCUCCGCUCAAUUCAGUUCGCCCGCAGCGCCCUCGCAAAAUUUUUACACACGCGGCGCCUCAACGAGAGAGCGUCGUUCGGCCCACUUCACCAUAGUCUAGUACACUCCAAUAGAAUGAAGAAAGACUACCGGAGUUGGUUCUGCAUUCUAUGGUGCCAUUUCGUAUUUUUGGUGGGGACGGGCGCGGGACGGUUUUGUAGCGGUUGUAGCGCAGUAGCAUCAAGGUGUGGUCCUCCGCUCUGUCACAUCGUGUGAAAUCGCGCAGUGAAAGGUUGCCUUUGAACGCGCGUUACAAACAUUCAAAUGUAAACACCGUGACAGGAUCUCAAGAUGUCUGACAAGGAAUCGAGCGGCGGCGAUGGCAAAACAACAUCCACCGACAACGGUGCAUCUUUGGACGUGUGUGCUGCUGUGUCCGAGCAGGAAAAACAACUGGCGACGUCAGCUGCAACCGACUUUCAUGCGGGCAAGUAUGGCGCGUGCCUAGAAACGUUGGAUAAGCUCUACGCGUUAAGACCGGCGGACGGCAAAGUGGCACACAACCGAGCAGUGGCACGCUACUACGCGUCUUCGAAAAGCAUGGAGGAGUUCGGUCGCGAGCUUGUUGAAAUCUCGCCGCAGCUGCACGUGAGCCUUGCGAACCCGGACUCCCUGGAUGACAUAGAUCAGUGCAUUCCGUUCUUCAACCAUGCGGUGGCUCUGUUCCACGCGCAGCAGUACCGGCGAGCCUUGGCCGUGUUGGACCGCUUGUUCCAGUUUAUAGAGCCCAUGGACGAGUCGGUGGCCAGGAAGAUGUGCUUCCUCCACAUCGAGCUGUGCCUUUGCCUCAAGCAGCCAGAGAAGGGCCUGGCCACUGUUGCAUACCUCGAGCAGUUGGGCAACAAGGCGGACAGCCCGGAGGCCGAAGCGUGCCGCGGCCGCCUGCAGCUGUACAAGACACGCUGCCUCAUCAUGAUGCGCUCGGUGAAAGCCAGCAAGCGCGAAAUCAAGAACCUCGUCAGCUCGUCGGCGGGCAGCAGCUGCCAGACCGUGUUCCUGAGGAGCCAGCUGGAGUUCCUGCGGGGAAACUACCGGAAAGCCGUCAAGGUGCUGGCCACGGCGCAGCAGGGCGAUGCGCGCACCGUCGCCAUGUACCACAACAACCUCGGCUGCGUCCACUUCUGCACGGGCAAGCCGCACCUGGGCAGCUACAGCUUCGCCAAGGCUCUCAACAGCUACGUCGAAGGCUGCUCGCAAGGCGACGACACGCUCGAUGGCCGGGUCUACUUCGAGCUGCUGUACAAUCUCGGCCUGCAGAACCUGUACUGCGGCAAGUACGCGUCCGCCUUCGACUGUCUCGUGGAGGCGGCGCGCAUGCAGCCCACCAACGCCCGGCUCUGGCUGCGCAUUGCCGAGUGUUGCGUGAACCGGCACAAGUCGGACAACGCGACCGAUUUCCAGCUCAAGGACCGCAAGCGAUACAUGGUGAGCGGCACCGCGGGAGCCGGCCCGCACCGCAAGAUCAUUCUGGCGCCCAGCAUCUCUAGCGACCGGCGCGCGGCGGCCAUCGGCUCGGCCGCCAUACCAGUGCCGACGCUCGAGUUCGCCGCCCUCUGCCUGCGCAACGUGCUGCAACUACUGCCGGACCCGUCGCCGACCGAAGCUUCGGUGCUGCCAGAAGACGCUGCGGUCGACGCCGCCACCUCGUCGCCGUUGCAAGGAGCCGACGACGCUCUGCGCAACUCGGCACUCGCCCUGGCCGCGUACGUGGCGCUCUGCCUGGGCGAUCCCCUGGUGGCGCUGAAGCACGCCGAGAGCCUGCUUGCCCAGCCCAAGGUCGCGGGCGUGCACAGCUUCCUGGCGCACCAGUAUGCCGCUGAAGCGCUGCUGCUGCUAGACCGCGUCGGGGAUGCCAUCGACCACCUCAACCCGGACUUGAUCAAGGACCUGUCGUACGGUUUCUCUGACCCCGAGGAUGGUGCAAACAAAGGAAAGGACGAUGUUGCCAAGACUGGCGCAUCCGAAGAGAAUGGCAAAACAUACAGGAAGCCAUGGUAUCCGGCCUCUCCUUCGAUGGCCAAGGUGGUCAGCCUGUACAAUCUUGCCGUAGCAUACACUCUCAGAGGUGGUCUGGGAAAAGCUACGGAGACUCUCAGGUUGGUCAGUGUGCCAAAGGGGCCUGACCCCGAAAUACCCGUUCAGGCCCUCAUGUUGGCCAUAUACGUUCAGCUACAGCAGGGUCAUGCUGAUUUGGCGAAGAACAUCAUCAAACAGCAUCUUCCCCAGUACAAGUGAUUUGUCAGGUAGAGGCAAUUACCGGGUUGCUGAAGUAAAUAAUUUCGGUAAAUACUGGUGUUGAACAGACUUCCUCCCUUCGUUGUGGGUGUUAGUCAUGCACAGUGCAGAUCUUCCCAGUGAUUCAUGUGUGAAACGCAAGUCAAGCUGAUAUGUAAUAUUAAUGCUGACACAGCCUUUGCAGUGGCAGCUGUGUAACUUCACCCUCAAUAAUUCGCUCCGGUGUGCACCAGCUAUCUUGGGUGAACAAGGCACACCAUGUUGGUGUGGCUUUUUGUUCUCUCAAUGCACCCCAGAGAAAUCAGCAGAGCAACACUGUACAAUUCCAGCAGGCAUUAUGAACUGUGUGUAUUGCAGACAACACAGUCCAGCUGCUGGCAAGUUCGUCUGAUAGUAGUGGGAAUGAACAGUGGUCACUUUACCUGCCAGCUAGCACUCUAAGAGCUGCUGAAGAACAAUUUUGUAGGAGUUUUCAAGUGCUUCGGUGACAUCAACAUGAGUCUUUCCGAGCAUGUUAGGUUCACAUCAAAAUGCAGUGUGAAACGAUUCAUUGCAUCUCUGCAAGGCAUUUUCAAGUUUCAAAAGAUGUGAGUGAUAACGUUAUAGCAGAAUAUGAAAGCUUGCAUUUGUACUGGAAGCGAGGCUGGGCAAUCAUGGCUCCUGAAGAAAAUUACAAAAUAAUGUGUGGCGGAUAAUUGUGUGUCGGUUUUGUUCGCUAAAGCAAUAAAAAAAGGAAUAUUGUG